AUGUCUUCCGUCGGUACCGAUCCCGAGGGCCAGGUCAAGUUUCUGGUCAACUGCAUCAAGUACUCUCAGGGGGGAAAGGUUGACUUUCAAGCCGUCGCCACAGACUGCAACAUCGUCUCCAAGGCUGCUGCUGCCAAGCGAUUCGAGCGCAUCCUCAAGGCCCAUGGCAUGAAGGCCAGCGAGCUCGCCAAGGGUGGUCCUAUGAGUGGCAUGUCCUCUCCCGCUCAAAAUACCGCCAGUCCCAAGACUCCGGCGAAGAGCGCCGGCAAGGCUACUCCCAAGUCCAAGGGAAAGCGCGCUGCUGCCGCCUCCCCGACCAAGGACACCAAGCGUGCCAAGAUGGCCAAUCACCCCGCCGUGUCCUCUUAUAACGAUGAGGAUGACGAGGAGGAUGAGGCCCAGUUCAAGGUCAAGGAGGAGACUCAGACCUCUGGCGAUGCCUUCACCAACAACGGUUCGUACCAUGAUGACUCCCGAGGCCGCGAUUACGAUGACGACGAGUUGCAACUUCUCUACAUCGUGGAGAAGCCGACCGGUUGCCCCGUACACGAUAUCGACGGAUCUCGAAUGUCCCCGUCAGCUUCCAUGUCGAGCGAUACUAAUACCGAAUCUUCGAUCCAGAUGAUGCCCAGGGCGAUGAGUCUUUCCAGGUUUAACACCGCUCAGAUGCCGCCUUACUACCAUGGCUGGGGAUUCGCGCCAGAUAUGACAACAUACGCAUGGCCGGACAAAUUUCUACUGAGAGUGUGCUAA
Colletotrichum destructivum is the source of this 753-nucleotide messenger RNA. RefSeq lists its product as uncharacterized. The transcript is spliced from 4 exons. Lineage: Eukaryota; Fungi; Ascomycota; Sordariomycetes; Glomerellales; Glomerellaceae. The record is from RefSeq and is a predicted model, not a curated record. Bases 1 to 753 code for a protein of 250 amino acids.